Messenger RNA from Dichotomopilus funicola, 2994 nucleotides. Its product is annotated as kinesin motor domain-containing protein. Lineage: Eukaryota; Fungi; Ascomycota; Sordariomycetes; Sordariales; Chaetomiaceae. Gene Ontology annotation, molecular function: ATP binding; microtubule binding; microtubule motor activity. Bases 1 to 2994 code for a protein of 997 amino acids. The transcript is spliced from 3 exons. Gene Ontology annotation, biological process: microtubule-based movement. The record is from RefSeq and is a predicted model, not a curated record.
AUGUCCACCACGCUGCCCCGGCCACCGCGGCCAGCCCGGCCAUCGAACGGCCCACCAUCAAUAGCUCUCCCAGCAUUACCGGUAACUAAGACCAGGAAAAGCACCGGGAAUCUAGCGGCCCUAUCCAACAAAUCGAACCCCGUGGCAGCGAGAUCUGGCCUGCGGGCGCCAUCGGCAAGUCUCCUCCCUCCAGCCUCACCCCAGCCGAGGUCCGUGUCCGGCAUCAACAAUGCGGGGAGGACGAUUAGGAAAACGGUCAGCAUAGCUUCGUUUCCGCAACCGCCUCGUGGCGAUGGCCGGAUCUCGAGCCUCCCCCCCAGCCCGCUAUCUACCACAGCUUCGUCGCGGAAAUCUAAGACGCCGACUACACCGACCUACCAAUUGUCAAGUGGCACGCCGAGCUUUCUCAACGGCACUGGCGAUGGCAAGGCGAUUUCACGGCAAGCCGCCACAAGGAAUUCAGAUGGUCUAAUCAGCAUUGCCUCCCCUCCACAGAGCCGCAGCUCCUCCGCCCAAGAAUCCUACUCUACCUCCGCCACGCAAUAUGACGACGUCAACGACUCGGCGUUUACGAAAUCCGACUCUGCGUUUGGCGGAAAGCGGUCAUCCAAAGAUGGUAAAGGAAAUGUGAUUGUCAGCGUCAGAGUUCGGCCGGAUGCCGGUGGACAAGAGAUCCGACCAGAUGGCGAUUGGAUAGUGGAUGGAAAGAAGUCUCUGCUUGGGUACCGAGGGAAAGAAGGGGGCGACUACUUUUAUGAUAACGUAUUCGCGACGCACGACGACAACUCGAGAGUCUACGACCAUUGCGCCAAACGCCUGGUACGGCGAGUUAUGGAGGGUUACCACGGAACGGUGUUCGCCUACGGUAUGACCGGCACAGGGAAAACGUUCUCGAUGCAAGGCACGGCUUCUUCUCCCGGUGUUAUCCCACUUGCCAUCACCGACAUCUUCUCGUACAUUCGCGAGACGCCAUCCCGGGAAUUUCUCCUCCGGGUCAGCUACCUGGAAAUCUACAACGAAAAGAUCCAGGAUCUAUUGAGCAUGUCCACAGCAACUGGCGCCAAUCAGCCACAGGAAGAGAUCAAACUUCGCGAGGACAGCAAAAGGGGAGUUUAUGCGAGUCCUCUCAAGGAAGAGAUUGUCCAGAGUCCGACACAACUGCUUCGUGUGAUUGCUCGCGGAGAUCAAGCGCGCCGGACCGCGAGCACCCAAUUCAAUGCGAGGAGUUCUCGAAGUCACGCAGUUGUGCAGAUUGUUGUGGAAAGCCGAGAACGGGUCCCGACUGGCCCCGGAGAAAGCAAGCGUCAGGGCCUCUUACCAGGUGGCGUCCGCGUCUCGACGCUCAGUCUUAUUGAUUUGGCUGGGUCUGAAAAGGCUGCCGAGUCCAAGGAACGGCGGCAGGAAGGCUCCCACAUCAACAAAAGUUUGCUGACAUUAGGCACGGUUAUCGCCAAACUUUCGGAACAAAAGGACAAGGAUGGGAAGCCAACCGAUAAGGAUGGCAAGCAUCUGCCCUACCGCGACAGCAAACUUACCAGAUUAUUGCAGGGAGCCCUGUCCGGCAACUCGCUUGUCAGUAUCCUCUGCACCAUCUCUGUUGGCCCAGGCGGUGGCACCGCGGCGUCGGCCACAAAUAUCAACGAAACCCUCAACACCCUCAAGUUCGCCUCUCGAGCCAAGAACAGUAUUGUCAGCCAUGCCAAGCGGGCCGAGGAAGCCUUGGGGGUUGGUGGUGAUGGCAACGCAAGGGUCUUACUGGAGCGUUACCGAAUGGAGAUCAUGGAAUUGCGCAAGGAGUUGGAUACACAGGCCAAGAGCAACAGUAAAAAAGAAGCCGAGGAGGAGAAGGAACGCGACGCAGAAGAGGAGCGGGCCCGAGAGAAGGAAGCCGAGCUGCGCCACGAGGAACAGAUGCUGGAAAUGCAACUGGCCCGGACCGCGUUGAAGGAGAGGAUAGAUCACCUCAACAGACUGAUCUUGAGCUCUAAAUCUAUCGGGGUAAACGCUAGUGGAUCCUUCAGUGCGCUCGGUAUACACCCUCGGUAUUCACAGGGGUCGAUCCGGUCUUCGAUGGCGACCUCUAACGGCGCUAAAUUUGGGCUCGAGAGAACCGAAUCGAUGACUUCCAGCGCCUCGACCAUUGGCAGGAAGUCGGCCGGUCACCGCUCCUCGGGCAGCGGGGAGACACCUGUGGUAAUGGAGGAUGACGACAGCCUAGGCGAGUUCGGCGACGGUACCGCAUCGUUGACUUCGCAAAAUCGCGCGCUCCAGGCGGACCUCGUCGACAAGAACCGGUACAUUCAGACGCUGGAGAAACGACUCCUGCAGGCUCGCCGCGCUAGCUCCUCGCGCACUUCGGUCGGCUUGUCGGGGGGCAAGGGGAUCAUGGUUGGCGAAGACCACAGCGUCUCCACGCUCAUAAAGGAAAAGGAUGCCGAAAUCGCCGAAUUACGUGCCCGCCUCGAUGACAAGGACCGGAUGUUGGCCGCUCUGCGGACCGCCGCCCGAUCGCGCGACAAUGCCGAUCGUACCGAUCGUGUCGAAUCCCGCAUCGAAUCUCGUAACGAAACACGGGCCGAGGUCCGCACGUCGCUCAUCCUCGACAGCGACCCGGGCCCAGCGCCCACAGGCAGCCCACCCGCAGCGCCCCCACCGCCUUCGUCCUCGCUUCUCCGCCAAGUGUCGCACCUCCGCAAACGCACAAAGAGCGUUGACGAGAUGAGCAAGAUGCUCGACGAGAUGAUCCAAGAUCGCGUCGAGAGUGGCCAGCUUGUGCGCGGAUCGCGCGGCAGCGUCCGGUUGGUUUCGGAGAACCGCGGGAAGAGCGAGGCCCGCGAACUGCCACAACACCGUCCUCCUGCGGCAAUUGGCCCACCACCUGCUGCUUCACCGCCCCCACCAGUUGCGGGCCCGCCGAUUCAGUUGCAAUUGCUUUCAAGGCAACGGGCGUCGUUUAUGGCGGAGCCGCCAAAGUCGAUGGGGUUGGAAGCUUAG